Molecule: messenger RNA, 1484 nt
Organism: Exserohilum turcica Et28A
Lineage: Eukaryota; Fungi; Ascomycota; Dothideomycetes; Pleosporales; Pleosporaceae
Exons: 2
Coding region: 120-1277 (385 amino acids)
Source: RefSeq, a predicted model, not a curated record
CUCCGUCAGCCUGUGGCCACGCCUUCUCUCUCCCACUCUCUAUUCUUACCACCUCCGCAACCCGCUCUUCAUCGACUGACGAAUUCACCACGAGCAUUCCACGAGAGUGAGCAUCCAACAUGACCCUGCUCGUUGAGCUCGCUCGUCGCGCCGCCGCGCACCCGCAUGCGGCGACGGUUGUUAAGCGCACCGCGGCUCUUCAGAAUGGACAGGGAGAGCCGAUAGAGGUUCCUAUCUGGGGCGUUGUUAUCGUCUAUCUGACGAUCCUCGCUGGCAGCAUCGCCUUCAGCCUAGUGUCUUACAUGCUCAACGAAGUCAUUACAACUCUCUGCAUGGUCGAGUCUCUCACGGCUGCCAUCACCGUCACCCCAUCGGCUCAGGAGCCCUCUGCCAAGGAGGGCGAGAAGGAGAACCUCCUUGAGGCCGGCCCUACCAUUGCCCUCGUCAACCAGAAACCCAUUACCUCUUCGAUUCGCGGCACCAUCCGUCACCUUGUCGACAAUGCUGGCCGCGGCGCGCGCUUCCGGGGAUACCGUAUCCAUAUUGUGUACUCGGUACUCAGCAGCAUCAUAGUCACCUUCUUGAAUGGAGCUCUUGCCAAGGUCCCUGGCCAAGCCAUUCUCAGCGCCGCCAUCUCUGGUGCACUCCUCGCCAGACUCCACGCCACAUGGACACACAGGGUCGUUGGCAUGCCAACUGAGAAGCCAUUCUGCAAGCGCAUUCCUGCCAGAAGCCACUGGAAGACGCUCGCUGGUCCUGCCGCCAUUGCAGCAGCCAUGCCAUACAUCAGCCUUUACCUUACUGCUGGUGUUGCCAUGCUCCUUUUCAAGUCGGCUGGACAGGACACUACCACCACCUCCACCUGUGCCCAGAGGAUGGGUGCCAUUGCUCGCGCACUUGGUGUUGUCAUCUUUGCCAUCACAUGUACUCUCUUCCUCUGCCUCCCUGCUACCGUUACUCUUGCUCGUAUUGAGGCCUCCAUUCUCCCCGAGGACGAGGACACCAUCGUGCCCUUUGACCGCACUUUUGGCGGCAAGGUCGUGAACAAGAUGAUGGGUGGAACCGGUGUCGUUGGCUUUUUGGACGCCUGGAGGUCUUUCACCUGGGAGGCUCGUCGUCGCCUCAUCAAGCUCCUUGCCAAGAACUUCUUCCUCGUCACCAGUCUCUUGCUCGUCAUUCUUCACGUUCUGGCUUUUGAGGCCUUUAUCAUCAUGGGACCUGCUAUUGGCAAGUUCAUGGCUGAGGUGAAGCAUGACCAUAUGACCAACGGUGCUUAGAUGACAAAGGUUACUUGGUUCCGACCAUGACACCGUACACAACAACGCAUGGCCCCCACGACAGGAUAGUUUGUAUUGUAUACAUAUGGUAGUUUUUUUUUGCUCUCCUUUUCGUAUCUCUUCUUCUUUUCCCUUUUGUACCGACGCUCCUUUCCUUUUUUCCCCCAACGUACAGACUAGCAAAGUGUAGAUUAAGAAGAAAAAAAA